Molecule: messenger RNA, 312 nt
Organism: Marasmius oreades (fairy-ring Marasmius)
Lineage: Eukaryota; Fungi; Basidiomycota; Agaricomycetes; Agaricales; Marasmiaceae
Exons: 3
Coding region: 1-312 (103 amino acids)
Biological process (GO): mitochondrial proton-transporting ATP synthase complex assembly
Cellular component (GO): mitochondrial matrix
Source: RefSeq, a predicted model, not a curated record
AUGCCACGCUCUCAACAAGCCCAGUUGUACCGCGGUAUUCUGCGAGAAUUCAGAAGAGCUGCGACUCAGCCUGGACAAAUCAACCGUCGUUUGAUUUCCAAGUUCCGUGCAUUGGCUGCACAGUCCCAGUCCGACAGCGCGAUACAAGACCUUCAAAAUUCCGUCCUCUUUUUAAAAUCACAAAGGGAAUAUACUACUUUACUCGAACGUUACAAUCCCUUGAUAGAUUUGACGGCUGAAGAACGGAUUGAAGCUACCGCACGACGUGUCGGUCUCAAUAUGCCCAAGACACCUGCGACGGACGAUCGAUGA